Messenger RNA from Rodentolepis nana, 1185 nucleotides. Lineage: Eukaryota; Metazoa; Platyhelminthes; Cestoda; Cyclophyllidea; Hymenolepididae. The record is from the annotation of a GenBank genome assembly.
GUAAUAACCUUUAUUGACUUGGCUGGUCACGAACGAUACCUAAAAACAACAGUCUAUGGUCUAACUGGAUUCGCACCCGACUUCGUGAUGCUUAUGAUUGGUGCAAAUGCUGGUAUAAUCGGAAUGACCAAGGAGCAUCUGGGAUUGGCUCUUGCCCUCUCUGUGCCUGUCUUUGUGGUUGUCACCAAAAUUGAUAUGUGUCCGCCCAAUAUCUUGAGCGAGACCCUAAAUCUACUCUUUCGUAUCUUGAAGUCUCCUGGUUGCAGAAAAAUACCUCUAUUAGUUUCUUCUCAGGACGACGUCGUUUGUAGUGCAAUUAACUUUACUUCAGAACGAAUGUGUCCCGUUUUCCUAAUAUCAAACGUCACGGGGGCAAACUUAGAGUACCUGAAAUCUUUCCUGAAUCUCUUAUCUGCGCCAGCUCCUGCUGAUUUUCAAGCAACACCACUAACUCCAAGCCCUGAGAGUUCAUCUGAUCCAAAUGUUAACUACAGAUUGGAUUUACCAGCUUCCUUUCAAAUCGACGAGCUGUUCACAGUUCAAGGUGUUGGAUCCAUAGUUUCCGGAACAUGUAUGAGUGGAAUAAUCAAGGUAAACGAUACCUUGCAUUUAGGACCUGAUACUACUGGUCGAUUCUUCCAAGUCCUUGUAAAGAGUAUUCACAGAAAGCGCCUACCUGUUAAUAGCGUUCGCGCUGGACAAACAGCAUCAUUUUCACUCAAGAGACCUAAACAUUUCAAUGAACUCCGACGAGGGAUGGUUCUUUUGGAUAAAGGCAUGGAUCUCACCUGUUGUAUGCAUUUCACUGCGACUGUAUUAGUUCUCCAUCACCCUACCACGAUAAGUGUAGGUUAUCAAGCGAUGGUUCAUGCUGGACCUAUUCGACAGACGGCUACAAUCCUUAGUAUAGGAGCUGGAAGUGGCGAGGAGCGUCUUAGAACUGGAGAUAAAGCUGAAGUCCACUUUGCUUUCAUCAGUCAUCCUGAGUACCUUCGACCAGGUGUUCGUUUAAUUUUCCGUGAAGGCAAAACCAAGGCAGUUGGUACAGUGAAUAAAAUAGUGCCCUACCAACCCGUGCUCACCAAACCUACUGGAAAUAGAUCGAGGAGAACUCAGAAGGCACCAAGUAGACAACCUGUCGCCCUUCCUGUCGUGAAUGAGACAAAGGUUGAGGAGAAGAAGUGA